This is a messenger RNA of Drosophila kikkawai, 1481 nucleotides long. RefSeq lists its product as uncharacterized. NCBI's taxonomy places the organism in Eukaryota, Metazoa, Arthropoda, Insecta, Diptera, Drosophilidae. The record is from RefSeq and is a predicted model, not a curated record.
AAGUUGUCAUCUGGCAACACUAUUUGCAGCUUGUUUUUUGUUUUAAGCAAUUUUGUUAAAAUGUCUUUUUCUGCCACUGGAGAUUGCCAAUUAUUGUCGCAAAUUUAUACUUACAAGGGACACCGCGUCGCCUGCAGCGUCAAAGUGCUGCCGACACCUGUGACCCUUUUUGAGCGGGAAGCCACGAAUGACUACCACUGGAUGACCGCUUUCCGCUGGGCCAGGAUCGAGACCGCCUUGUGGCGCCUCUUUGAGAAUCUGGCCCAGUGGCAGGACGCCAAGAAGCUGCGGGGAGAGCUGCUGAUCGAUCACAUAAGUGUGCGUUACGAGGCUACCGAGAAACCGCAUCCUGCGUCGAGAAGCCUUUUGGCCGGAGCCGAGCUGGGGCCAGAGGACCUCAGCCUAGACAUGCAGCUACAGUACAUGACGGUCGAGGACACUGCAAUUGUGGGCAUGCACACGUCGAAACGUAAAGUUGCCACGGAGGCAGAGAUCAAUGGCACCACGAAAAAUAGCUCCAGCAGCAGAAGCAAGCCAGCGGGCGCUGGAGUUAAGCCAAAAGCUGGUCUUCCAGAAAAGCCUUCACAAUCUAAACAACCGAAACACAUUGAUGCCGACGAUGAAGACGAUGAUGAUAAUUACUGCCCACCUUUGACCAAGAUCAAACGUGGACGCCGAUCCACUUCACAGGGUUCACACAGCCAAAAUGGCAGCAGUUCAAGGCAGAGAAAAAGGCGCUCAAUAAGCACAUCAGAAAGAAAUUCCGCAGCCAGCUCUGUCGAGUCUAAGACUGCUCGGCGCUCCGGCCGAUCUCCAAUUUGUCCAAGUCGCUUUAACAAUUUUGUUUUGAGCAGCACACAGCAGAAGAAACCCACUUCGGGGGAUGGGAAAACCAAGAAGAAGCCAUCCCCAGUCAGGAAACCGAAGGAGAAGCCUGCCACUUCAUCAUCAGCCAAGGCGCCUAAGGAAAAGUCUCUGACACCAACACCAGCCGAGGCCCUGAAGGUGGAGCAGAUUGAUGGCGCCCGCUUAGAUGCACUGCAGCGGCUGGACAGCAUGCUGGCCAUAUCCAAGCCACCUGAAGUUCAGAUACUGCUCUUGGAAAAUAUGGGCGAAGCUGAUGUUCUGGCCACUUUUGAGCGCUAUAGAAGCGACUUCGAUAAGCUAUUCAAGGAGCGGAAGAACAAGGCGCAGACACACAGUUAUGUGAAUGUUAGUCACAUGGACGUCAUGGACAUCCUAAACGCGGACAUACGCAACAAGAUGAUGAAGCAACUGGCGGCAAGCUACAGCACCAAAAGCAACCACACGUCCCUGAUUAUCAAUGGGCUGCUGCCCCUCUGGAUAGUGCUGCUCUUUACGGACACGUACAAGCUGUCCCACGAUGAGGCCGUGCGUCAGAUAAAGGACCAAUUGAGGUGGAACUCCUAUCUGAAGGCCAUGAACAACGAUCCAUUGAGCUCCGACCUGGACGGCUGAUG